AUGCGUCAAGCUAAAACACAGGAUACUGGUUUGUAUGAGAAACAAUUCCUAUUAUCAGUUGAACGUGGUGAUCUUGAAAAUGUUCGAAAGUUACUGGAAAUUUAUAAAUCCACCGGAGCAUUUAACAUUAAUUGUUUAGAUCCGCUAAGAAGAUCGGCACUUCAUAUAGCUAUCGAAAAUGACAAUAUUGAAUUGAUCGAAUUGCUAUUAGAUUAUAAUAUUAAUACUGGUGAUGCUAUCCUGUAUGCUAUCAACGGGGAAAAUGUUGACGUAGUUGAAAUACUAUUAGAGCAUUUGGAAAAAAUUGGCAGAUUCACUCCUGAAACACAAGGUGUUGAAAUUACUGCACAUUCAGCAUUUACAUCUGAUAUGACACCGAUCAUUCUUGCAGCUCAUAAGAAUAAUUAUGAAUGUAUAAAGUUAUUACUGAAUAAGAAAGCUACAAUACUCCAUCCGCAUGAUAUACGAUGUUUAUGCAAGGAAUGUGUACAGGCAAAGGCAGAAGAUUCUUUAUGCUUCUCACGAUCACGUAUUAACACGUAUCAGGCAUUGGCCAGUCCAUCACUUAUCUGUUUAUCCUCAAAAGAUCCUAUACUGUAUGCAUUUGAGCUCAGUUAUGAACUUAGACGAUUGUCAAAUAUUGAAAAUGAAUUUCGAAAUGAGUACCAGGAGCUCAGUCGAAAAUGUCAAUCAUUUAGUGUAAACAUGUUAGAACAAGUGCGCGGAUCUAAAGAAUUAGAAAUUAUCCUAAAUCAUACCACAAAUGCGUGGGAAGAAGUGACCGAAAGGAAGAGUGUUAAUUUUUAUCAAAAUUUAGCAAGACUAAAACUUGCUAUAAAACUUAGACAGAAAAAUGUGAGUAAUUCAUGA
Messenger RNA from Acanthocheilonema viteae, 870 nucleotides. The record is from the annotation of a GenBank genome assembly. NCBI's taxonomy places the organism in Eukaryota, Metazoa, Nematoda, Chromadorea, Rhabditida, Onchocercidae.